Molecule: messenger RNA, 2201 nt
Organism: Pecten maximus
Lineage: Eukaryota; Metazoa; Mollusca; Bivalvia; Pectinida; Pectinidae
Exons: 2
Coding region: 730-1908 (392 amino acids)
Biological process (GO): G protein-coupled receptor signaling pathway
Cellular component (GO): plasma membrane
Molecular function (GO): G protein-coupled receptor activity
Source: RefSeq, a predicted model, not a curated record
CUGCGCUUCGUAGUCCGGGCUUGAGUGCCUUUAAUGAUGGAGUACAGUCAUUAGCAACGGAUCGAAUGGCUGAUUAAGACUCAUCUUCAUUACGGUUUACAUGGAACAAAUAUUGUAAAACAUCAUUUGUCGAUUGUUUAGUGCCAUGUAGUGUAGUAAAGUAAUAAUAGUUCAGUUUGAUAAUAUAAUUUUUUUCACUCCAUACGUGAGGGAGUCCGAAUUUCUAUUCCUUGAAAUGUCACGGUGUUUUUUUCCGCUUGGAUGUCUUGAAUAUGCAAACAAUGCCAUUGAUUAGAAUGACUGUACGCCAGGAAGUUGUUUUACUCCGAUCGUAGUGUUCAGCAUAAGGGCAGUUUAACGGAACUUGUCAUCACACGAUGUGCUUGGAGUAACUUGGAGACAGAACGGUAACUAUGCGAAUUAUCAACCAGUCUGAUCAACCGGUCUACGGCAUGCUGUAAAUAACGGAUCAUUGUAUCUACUGUUCAUAAAACAUCUGUGCUGACUGAAUUUUUCGACAGACUUUUCAAACAUAUUUGAUGUCUAUUGCAUUUGGCAGAUUUCAACAAAACAGAUUAAAUCUGAAUUAUCAUUGGAAGCGCUUUUCAAAUGAGGAAAUAAGAUAUUUAAGAACAUUGUCUCCCUGCCAUAUUGACCUCUUUUUGACUUACGGGACUAGAAGAUGACGGAUUUUGAAGUGAAUCAGUAGAAAUAACAAAAUCGUAAUAAAUGGAAAACGGAAGUAAAGCCAACGAUUCAGACGGGUCCAGAUUGUCUGAUGUCCAACUGGUCGACCUCAUUUAUCCGCCAGUCCUUAUCGUGACUGGAGUCACGUUCAAUAUCCUAAUUAUUGUUGUCAUGCGCACUCGGUUCUUCAACGAACAGUCCACUUCCGUUUUUAUGACUAUGGGAGCUGCCAAUGAUACCCUGAGCCUUUUGGUUUCCAUGCUAACACACUGGUUAUACGUCGCAUUUCCGGGAGUCUACAACAAGGAGAAGGCUGGAUGGAUUUGUAAAUUUCUAGAUUUUUAUGGAUGGGGAAAUUGUGACUUGGGAAUUUUGAUCACUACAUCUAUGACAAUAGAUCGCGCAUUCGCGAUCAGCUUUCCAUUACGAAUGGCAAGCGGGAACAACAUCAAACGCGCCAAAAUAACCGUGGUUUGUAUGACGCUGAUUGUUGUAGCUAAAGAGUUCCACUUUCUUAUUGGUUCUGAAAUGGUCGACCCGGAUCAAACGGAACGUCUGUGUAAUGUUUUUACAACCACAGCAGCUUACACGUAUUUCUGGGAGAUUGUCUGGCCGUGGCUCCAUUUCUCAUUUCUGUUGGUUUGUUUUGCUAUAAUGAGCAUAAGUAAUGGUAUACUCAUAUAUUUUGUGUGGAAAUCAUCUAAGAAUUUAAAGACAAGUGAUUCAAAAAUUGCAAAAAGGCUAGGAGCGUCACCACGUGCAUCAAUUUGGCCACAUCAAAAGGUUGAUCAAAAAUGGCGAACUAUUACGCCUAUGUUAAUAGGAGAGUCGUGCGCGUUGUUACUUUUGACAUUUCCGUUUACAGUCCAAACGUUCUUUUCCGAGUACAGCCCUACUUUCUAUCAUAAAAUCCAGCCGAAACUGUUGUUUUCUGUGACGUUUUACAUGCUGUAUACAAACAAAUGUAUAACAUUUAUAAUAUAUUUAGUUACCGGGUCAAGAUUCCGACAAGCUCUUAAAGAAUCUGCUAUUAUUUGUUUUAAAGGGAAAAAUGCUCUUCGGAGAAAAAGAUUUCGAGAACACUUUGUCAAUAAUGUGAAUAUCGGUAAAUCUGUAUCUGAAGGGAAACCCGAUUCAAGUCCAUCGAAUAAAUCAUCAGUUCAAAUUAAACGUGCAGAACAAUUAAAUGAUGAUACCAAUGUCAUCAAUACAUACCUUUAAGCUUUUGUGUAAACAUUAAUUUAAAUAUUCACAUUUCCGGUAUGUAUUUUCUGUUUGGCUACGCGAAUGAAAUUGAUGUUUACACUUUGGUAAACUUACGUCUGGCGUGUAGGAAUACAUUGUUGACAUUGAGUGAGGUCGGAGUCCCGAUUCGGUACACACACGCUUUUUCUGAAUUUUCCCAUUUUUUGAAUUUGUUGUUAUUAUUUUUUUUUCAUUUAUAAACUAUGAUGCGCAUCAAAACAAUAUGUGAAUUGGAUAUGAAAAUGUUUAAAAUAUCUCGCGGAAAUGAA